Messenger RNA from Cyphomyrmex costatus, 925 nucleotides. RefSeq names its product Probable N-acetyltransferase san (gene san). Gene Ontology annotation, molecular function: acyltransferase activity, transferring groups other than amino-acyl groups. NCBI's taxonomy places the organism in Eukaryota, Metazoa, Arthropoda, Insecta, Hymenoptera, Formicidae. Bases 419 to 925 code for a protein of 168 amino acids. The transcript has 4 exons. Gene Ontology annotation, biological process: mitotic sister chromatid cohesion. Gene Ontology annotation, cellular component: NatA complex. The record is from RefSeq and is a predicted model, not a curated record.
AAGAUGUAUUAUUUUCCUUCUUAAGUUAACGUCGCGAGAUCUUAAUUGUUCAUGUCGUUAGACAUAAUCUUGUCAUUAAUUUCUAAUGUUCUGUGUGUCAUAGCCGGUCUUGCGUUACCGUUAUUAUUAAUGUCAUACGCACGCGAUCACGUCUACACGAGUUAGCAUAUUAAUUCAUUCGAGCCAGUGAUAAAUUAUCUUUAAACUCGAGUCAGAUUCAGUGAUUAACCUUUCACUGCCGACUAAGCAUUUUCCCGCCUUUCCAUUUCGCCUUCAGCGAAUUAUCGUUAGCGUCAAGACACCACGGCGCAGUGUUGAGCAACGAGACACGUUUAGCCCCCACAGCUACGAGCGGGUUGGAAAUCGCAUCACUGAUCCAUUCCCGCCGAGACUGCGAGAUUCCUCGGCGCACAUCAAGAUGACAAGAUCGAAGAUAGAAUUGGGCGACGUGACACCGCACAACAUAAAGCAGCUGAAAUUGCUCAAUCAAGUCGUAUUCCCGGUCUCGUACAACGAAAAGUUUUACAAGGAUGUACUGGAAGCCGGAGAACUUGCUAAACUAGCAUAUUACAAUGACAUAGUGGUUGGAGCAGUUUGCUGUCGUGUAGAUACUUCAGAAAAUUCUCGGCGUUUAUAUAUAAUGACAUUGGGUUGUCUGUAUCCUUAUAGAAGAUUAGGAAUUGGCACUGUUAUGGUCCAGCAUGUUUUAAACUAUGUUAACAAGGAUGGCAAUUUCGAUUCUAUCUUCUUACAUGUUCAAAUAAGUAACGAAGGCGCGAUUGACUUUUAUAAGAAAUUCGGAUUUGAGAUUGUCGAAACUAAAGAGCAUUAUUAUAAGAGAAUAGAACCAGCGGAUGCACAUGUGCUGCAGAAAACACUGCGUCCACGAACAACAAAUCAAACAAAUCAUCAAACGGUCAACUAA